AUGAAGAGCAGCACCCUCCUAACGGCCGUCAUGGUCAUCCUGGCUCUUUCCCUUCUCACCUCCACCAUUUGCAUUGCCCAUUUAUUUGUCGAUAUCAGCACGUUCUACGAUGAUAUCAUGCAGGAUGCCAGUGAAUUCAAGGGCACUGCAGACGAUACUUGGGACCUGAUCAUAGGCUUAAUGGCAGUUCCCCCUGGUGGGCGAGAAAAGCGUGAUAACGGAGAAGUGCCUCCGUGUGCGAAGGUCAGUUGCCCUCCUGGCCCUGCAGGCCCUCCAGGAAUACCGGGAGAAGCUGGCAUCGAUGGCGAAAAUGGAGAGAAUGGGAUGCCGGGAGAGACUGGGUUGAUAGCCGAGUACGAAGGAAUUGAUGAAGCCACUGGAUGUUUGAGAUGCCCGAGUGGUCCGCCUGGUCCACAGGGUCUUUCUGGACCUACUGGAAGCCCUGGUCCUCAAGGCAGCGAAGGCGCUCGAGGGCAACCUGGAGAAAAUGGGGAGAAUGGAUUGCCAGGACCAAGAGGUGACGCGGGUCCUGAAGGGCCUGCAGGAUCGGCCGGAACAAGGGGACCAGCUGGUGAAUCAGUGCAACGUAAGAAGCCGGUAACUGGCCCACCUGGGCCAGCCGGUCCUCCCGGACGACCCGGACUCCCUGGGCAGCCGGGCGAGAGUGGUGCGCAGGGGAUUGCCGGUUUGCCAGGGCCACCUGGGCAACCAGGCAAGAGAGGAAUUGAUGGAAAACCAGGAUAUGGAACAAGCGGGCUACCAGGACCUGAUGGAGAUUACUGUCCAUGUCCGCCUCGAGGAGAGAGUUCCAUUGAAUCUACAGAACCAAGCUCCACGGAUAAAACAGAACUUUCUGAUCCUGAAGGCUUUGAUAAUAUUGGUGCUGAAGGAAUGAUUGAACUAUCUGGUGAUGCUGAGGGCGAAGAUGCUCGACUUACUAGACGUUAA
This is a messenger RNA of Haemonchus placei, 948 nucleotides long. NCBI's taxonomy places the organism in Eukaryota, Metazoa, Nematoda, Chromadorea, Rhabditida, Trichostrongylidae. The record is from the annotation of a GenBank genome assembly.